AUGACAGCGGUCACCGCAACCGUAUCCACAUCCCCCGUCCUCGCCAUUCGCAAGCUGACCACGGGCUGCUCAUCCUAUCCAAACUACAAUGCCAAUACAUCCACCGCGGGGCCUUUCAACCUAAUCGCCACAUCGACCUCGAGUCCCUUCCUCGACGACAAGAAGGCCGCCAUCGCACCUUUCACGACCAACGGAAUCGACAGCUAUGGCUUCAUCAAUAUUCCCAAACGUGCAACAUCCUACACCCCAUCCAUUACCCUCAGCUGCCAAAAUUCGACCCUCCACUUCUCCCUCUCUUCUCCAUCCUUCACGCUACCGCCCGCACAACCGAUCCCACUCUUUGUAACCAAGGACGAGAACUGGCAUUCUAGCCUCGGCUACGGGAACUAUCUCGGGCGUGGCAUCCCCGUCGAGACCUACGACCAUGUGUACGUGAAUGGGAGCACCAAGGUCGAGGGAGUGUAUCUCGGUGCCGAAGGCAACACGAGGUGGAGGUUCAAGUUCAAUUGGGGCGGUAAUGCGGGCGAGUAUUAUCUUGUCAGGUUGGAUGAGGAGGCGGAGGGGACGUUGGAUAGGAGGCAGGAUGGUGGACCUGGCGUGUUCCCUCCGAUCGAUGAUAGGGAUUUCGUGGGGUUCUUGAAGGUCGUUGGGGUGGCAUAG
Molecule: messenger RNA, 660 nt
Organism: Aaosphaeria arxii CBS 175.79
Lineage: Eukaryota; Fungi; Ascomycota; Dothideomycetes; Pleosporales
Exons: 2
Coding region: 1-660 (219 amino acids)
Source: RefSeq, a predicted model, not a curated record